AUGCUGUUUUAUAUUUUCUUGUUGGAUCGCCUUCUAAUCCUCUUUUCUUUGUGCGUCACUUCUAUCAUAGCUGAUGGAGAUUUGGAACUCCUUUUUGGAGAUGAAAGGGAUGCACAUGAGACUUUGGCAAAACAAACAAGUGUUGAGGCAACUCCUUCAACCAGAAUGAAUCUUCUGAUUCUUGAAAGUUCUCCUCCUCCUCUCACUAGGUCGAAAAGACUUAGGAAGAGGACUAUGGAGGGAUAUGUGGUCACAAAUCUACAGCAGCUCCUACAACUACCUCUUGAACUGAUGGGGAAGAGUAUCGCUUUGGCGAAGAAGCAGCAGGAAACUCAAAGGGCAAAACUAACAAGCUCAGAGUUGGCCCUUUUUGAGGAUGUAGAGGCAGAACACUCCACUGCAGUUCCAGCAGAACUUCCUGUUGCAUCUCUAGAGCCUAAAGUGGAGGUAGCUGCUGCUGUUCCCGGACUUGUGGUGGAAAAAGAUAGAACUGCUGGGGUUCUGAUCGUAGCAAUCAGUCCUCUCAAGCCUCCUAUUGUAGCUAUGCCUAUCCAUUCUCUCCCAGGCUCAUCUACCACGACUUCCUUUGCUGAUCCAGAAUUGGCAGAGUUUGAAGCUAUGGAUUUAGAUCUCAGCUGGACAAACUUGACAAGCUUAGCUCCACUCCUGGCAAGGCCAAGUCCAAGGCUGUGGAUGAGGCAAUGGAUAGGGUGA
Messenger RNA from Prunus armeniaca (apricot), 714 nucleotides. Lineage: Eukaryota; Viridiplantae; Streptophyta; Magnoliopsida; Rosales; Rosaceae. The record is from the annotation of a GenBank genome assembly.